UGGCAUUUACCGGCUCAGAGCAGGCGGAGACACUGGGGGAGGCGGACAGGCUGGAAGGAUAGAAAGGAAGGACGACACCGCGACUCACUCUCUCAGCAGGAUUGGACUGAUUUUUUUUAUUCUUAAUUCCGAUUUAAAAUCAAUGAAGGAGAGACGCUCGUGUCAGAAAUUAUCUCUGAAAUCCGGCAUGGAUCCCAGUCAGAGUGUGAAGUGCAAGAUAGUGGUGGUGGGGGACAGCCAGUGCGGGAAGACUGCGCUGCUUCACGUGUUCGCCAAGGACUGUUUCCCCGAGAGCUAUGUCCCCACAGUGUUUGAAAACUACACAGCCAGUUUCGAGAUCGACACGCAGAGGAUCGAGCUCAGCCUCUGGGACACCUCAGGAUCUCCGUACUACGACAACGUGAGGCCUCUCUCCUACCCGGACUCCGACGCCGUCCUCAUCUGCUUCGACAUCAGCCGCCCCGAAACCCUCGACAGCGUACUGAAAAAGUGGAAAGGUGAGAUCCAGGAGUUUUGUCCCAACACUAAGAUGCUGUUGGUUGGAUGUAAAUCAGACCUGCGCACUGACCUGAGCACACUGGUGGAGCUCUCCAACCACAGACAGACGCCCGUCUCGUAUGACCAGGGUUCCAGCAUGGCCAAGCAGAUCUCGGCGCCCUACAUCGAGUGCUCGGCUCAGCAGUCGGAGAACAGCGUGAGAGACAUUUUCCACGUGGCCACGCUGGCUUGCAUCAACAAGAACAACAAAAACGUCAAGCGCAGCAAGGCCGCCCGCGCCAACAAGAGGAUUUCACACAUGCCCGGGAGGCCCGACCUGGCGGCCGUCGCCACAGACCUCCGGAAGGACAAAGCCAAAAGUUGCUCGGUCAUGUGACUGUUCGGACCGAGGGGGAUCAGACUGAGGAGAAUGAGGACAGAGCACAGUGCGAGCAGGAAGCUACAGGGCAGCGCUCUUUCCUGCAUGCUAAAGACCCCCGAUUUGUCCGGAGAGGGGUUUUAUAAGCUUCUAUUCAUGUACAUGUUACUGGAAUACUCUGCACCAAUGAAAACCCAAUGCGUAGUAGCGUCCCAAUCCAUGUGGCCCCCCCCCCCCCCCCCGCCCUAUCGGACAAGGAAGCGAUCUGUCAGCGGGCUACCUGCUCGGGGAAGUGACCCGCUUCCUCCGGGAGGACGGAGCGGACGCGGUCGAGGCUUUCCACACCAACAGGAAAUGAGUAGGAGGAGUGAUGUCAUUAAAGGGACGCUCAUUUGUAAAGGAAGGGUUUGAGAACAUUGAUUGGCGAUGGAGGUUUGCUGCCUGGGGGUUAGGGUGGGUGGGAGGAGGGGGGGGGGGAGAAAAAGAGGCGCUGCUGUUGUUCGUGCCGGAUCAAAGACGUUUUGCUCGAUGGGCUUAUACAACAACUCGUCACUGUGGUUUGGAACUGAUUCACUCUCACCCCUGCUCCUGUAACUGUUAGUCUGUGCAGAGGAGAUUAGAGGAGGAGUUUCUUAGUCCCGUGCAGAGGAAACCUGACGCUGUGUGUGUGUGUGUGUCCUCCCCCACCCCCCCACGUCUUUGAUAUGUCGUCGGUAUAAUGUGAAGUCAUUGGUGUGUAACUGCGUCAUUGUUUUGAUUUUAGUUUCUACCAGGAACAGCUGAUCGUAGGAGCUGAACCAUUAAUGGCAACCAAGCUGUUUGAGUUUAAAAACUACUCGCCUGUAUCAGUCAGACGGUCACUGCGUGCCCGUUUAUUUCCCCUCAACGGCUUUACGCUCAUAAAGACUCUCUGAAGACAGAUUAUCCUGACUGCUCUCCGUACUCCUCAGAUUCAUGGACUCCUCCGGAUGAGACUGGGAGCCAUAAGCAACAACAGUUCCUUCAGUACAUGUGAUGAACAAAUGCAAUUUCUAAAUGAAAUGAAAUUAAAAAACAGAAAUAACGUUUUGAAACCCUUAAUGGGCCAAAGGGCUUUAAUUGACCAACAUCUUGCAUGUGAAAAUUCGGCUAAUUGCGUUAAAUGAGGAUGUCCUGACAGUCUGACAGUUUAUACUGCGACUCGCUUUCCCACCGCACUUUAGAGAGGAGAGAGGAAAUGAAAGCAACAAUUAAAGCUUGUUUAUUAGACUCUGAAAACCAUCACAGCUCCCUGCUUUGCAUUUCCCUCAAGUGUUCUGACUGUUGUUGGGUAAUAGCUUCAUAAUGGUCCAGUCACGCCAGCGUUUUAACAGCAGAAAUUCACAGGAAAAUAAACUCACUCCAAUGGAAAAAGUAGUGUAUUCAAGUUUAAAAUAUGGUGAAUUUGCACCUUUUGAACGAUAGUGAACAGUUUUGACAGUGCUAACACGGAGCUAGAGGAAGCUAGCGUAGCUAAUUAGCUGUGUUUCACUUUAAUUUAACCUAAUUAACUGCUCCACAAAUAGAAAGGUGGUUUGAGACAGGAUUCGUUGGUACAGAUAUGAUUUUUGAAUAAACUGUGUGAACUUGUUGACUGUUAGCAACAAAACCUGCUAGCUAACACUUAGCACACCUGUUAGCAUGGAGUGUUUUCCUCCCUUCAGUAACUUUUUAUUGAAUGAAAUGAUGUAAAAUCCUGAGAAUAUUAAUGGCAGGAGGGAGUAAACAGAACAAAGAGAGAAAAUAGACAUUAGCUCAAGGGGCUAUUGUAUCUGACUAGCGUUAGUCAGGCUGGAUAGUGUGUUAGCGGUUAGCUCGCCAGCUGCAGUAGUUUACUAAUUGGCCCUCACCACAUAUUUCAAGACGCUUUCUGGUGUGAACUCAAAAUUGGAGGAUUUUAUUUUUCCUACAUGGUCGGUUCAGUUUCUGAAACAUGACAAAAUGUAAACAACAAAUGGUCAACUUGUCUGGAAAAACAGUGUGUUCGAAUUUGUGGUUUUCCUCUAACAGUGCAAUUAAGAAGCUGUUUGAAUAUCAGGCAUUGAUGCACUUUUAUUGUAACUUUCAAACUCCCCCAUUAGCUUGUCGCACUUGGCAGAGCACCCGGCCCCCGACUCUUAUCUUCAUUUUCUAAUCUGUUGUCUCCUCCCCAUGUACAUUAUCUUGUUUUCUUGAAUGUUGAUGUCACCUUCAAAAUGUCUUUGCCAAUGUUGUUGCCACAAUAUUUAUUGAAUUAUAUAUUUUCCCUUUAGAAUAAAUGCAAAUGGAAUUGAAGAGAA
Messenger RNA from Seriola aureovittata, 3153 nucleotides. RefSeq names its product Rho family GTPase 3a (gene rnd3a). Gene Ontology annotation, molecular function: GTP binding; GTPase activity. NCBI's taxonomy places the organism in Eukaryota, Metazoa, Chordata, Actinopteri, Carangiformes, Carangidae. Gene Ontology annotation, biological process: small GTPase-mediated signal transduction. Bases 143 to 874 code for a protein of 243 amino acids. The record is from RefSeq and is a predicted model, not a curated record. The transcript is spliced from 5 exons.